AUGGGUUUCGGCGAGGAUCUCCGGUGUCCACAGGCGCACGCAGCCGUCAUGAGGCUGCUGGACUCAGAGCUUCACCUGAUGGAGGUCAUGAAGAAGUGGAUGGGUCAGCGGGCGAAGAGCGAACGGGAGUUUUCAGUGCAACUCCACCAAAUGACUGCCAUGGCCGAGAAGAUGGACCGGCCUCAGACCAAUCCAGGAGCGGAUUACAUCAGUCAGCUCAACAAGUCGUGGGGAGUGCUGGUUUCGCAGACGGAGUCUCUCAGCCAGGUGAUGAGGAGGCGCUCUGAGGAGCUCCUGGACGGGCCCAUCAGCAAACUGACUCUGCUCAUCAGAGACAAACAGCAGCUCCGCAAAACCUACGCAGAGCACUGGAGCCUUCUGCGGCAGGAGCUCAACAAGGUGACCCACACAGAGCUGGAGAGGCUGAAGAGCAGCUACAGGCAGGCGGUUAAAGACGCAGCUCUGGCAAGGAGGAAGUACCAGGACAUGAGCAAAGAUAAGGAGCGAGAAAAGAACAGGGAGCGCUAUAUAAAGGCUUCCCUUAAGYUGCACGAGCUCCACAAUGAGUAUGUGCUGUCGGUGCAAGCGGCUCAGGUUUACCAUCAGCAUCACUACAGCCAGAUGCAGCCGGCUCUGCUGAGCGCGCUGCAGACGCUGCAGCAGGAGAUGGUGCUCAUCCUGAAGGAGAUCCUGCAGGAAUACUUUGACAUCUCCACCCUCCUCCAGCAGGAAGUGGUGAAUGUCCACAGGGAGAUGUCAUCUGCCCUCAUCGCCAUCGAUCCGCACAGAGAGUACGAGAGCUUCACCCAGCAGAACCGGUCCGUCGGGGAGAUCCCUGUUUGUGUAGACUUUGACUGCAGCCUCCUGGAGGACACAGAGCAGCUGAAGCCCAAAGAGAUCGAGCUGAAUGACCUCACCUUGGAGACGAUCCAGCACAAGCUGACUGCGAUCGAAGAGGAGCUCCUGGCCCUGGCUCGGUCUCUGGGCUCUCAGCAGACGUCUGUGGAGCAGCUGGAGCUGGAGCURGAGAACGAGGUGGACGGAGACAAAAAAGGCCAGAGGGUUUAUCAGUUCAGCAAGAGACAUGCAAUGGAGGAGUGCAGACAGCAGGUUGCUCUGUCUCAGGGUAUAAAAGCCAAACUGGAGGUUCAAAGACUUCUUCUAAAGGAGAAACUGGACCAGCUGGGCUUCAGAGAACCUCCACAGGCCCUCAGGCUGGACAUGGACUCUGUUUCGCUUUUAUCCAGCACAAGCAAUGACAAUGUUCAAACUUUGGGUAAAAUCCUCGUGGACGGGAUCAUAAACAACCUGAGCAACCUGUUCAGACACAAAUCUGAGGUUCACCAAGUCCAGGAAGUGGACCGGCCCCUGUCUCAGCAGGACUGGUACCACGGAGCCAUUCCUCGGCUGGAGGUGCAGCAGCUGCUCCAGAACGAGGGAGACUUUCUGGUGAGGAAGAGUCAGGAAAAGCAGGUGUAUGUCAUCUCUGUGCAGUGGGAAGGAUUGUGCAAGCACUUCCUCAUUCAGUACAYGGAUAAUUUGUACCGUCUGGAUGGAGAAGGUUUCCACAGCAUCCCAAAGCUUAUCAAUCACCUGCAGUCGUCUCGUCUACCUGUCACCAAAAAAUCAGAGGCCAUCCUGAAGAAACCAAUACURAAAGAUAAAUGGGUGCUUGAACACGACGACAUURUCUUGGGCCCCCUCAUUGGAAAGGGCAACUUUGGAGAGGUGUACAGYGGCCGUUUACGCUCUGAUAACACUCCUGUAGCUGUGAAGUCCUGCAAAGAGAAUCUGGCUCCAGAGCAUAAGAGCAAGUUCCUGAUGGAGGCCAGGAUCCUGAAGCAGUACAACCAUCCGAACAUCGUAAAGCUGAUCGGCGUCUGCACACAGAAACAGCCCAUCUACAUCAUCAUGGAGCUCGUUUCAGGCGGGGAUUUCCUCUCUUUCCUGCGGACCGAGGGUCACAGUUUGACGCCUAAGAUGUUGGUCAAAAUGACGGAAAAUGUAGCAGCAGGAAUGGAGUACCUGGAGAGUAAGAAGUGCAUCCACAGGGACCUCGCAGCAAGAAAUUGCCUUGUUGCAGAACGCAACGUGGUGAAGAUAAGCGACUUUGGGAUGUCCCGCGAGCGAGAUGACGGGGUCUACUCUGCAGAGGGGGGUCUGAGGCAAAUCCCCGUCAAAUGGACCGCUCCAGAGGCCCUGAACUACGGUCGCUAUACCACUCAGAGUGACGUGUGGAGCUUUGGGAUCUUGCUGUGGGAGACGUUCUCCAUGGGAAUGACGCCCUACACCAGCAUGAACAACCAGCAGACGCGUGACGAGGUGGAGAAAGGAUACCGGAUGCCCGCUCCUCACGGCUGCCCCAUGGAGAUCUCCAGGGUCAUGAACAACUGCUGGCAGUACGACCCCAAAAACAGACCAACCUUCAGGAAAAUUCGGGCUGAGCUCAAUGCUAUACACAACAAAAUCACAUGAUGCAAUCCUCUGUCAUAGGCUUUUUCUGUCUUUUUUAUUGGUAAUCUAUGCACUUGUUUAAUAUAUUUAGUUUCCUUCUGGUGAAGAGUUGAACACUGAAGAAGAACUCAAAUAAAAAAAGAAAAUCAAUGGA
Molecule: messenger RNA, 2608 nt
Organism: Poecilia reticulata (guppy)
Lineage: Eukaryota; Metazoa; Chordata; Actinopteri; Cyprinodontiformes; Poeciliidae
Gene: fes
Product: FES proto-oncogene, tyrosine kinase
Biological process (GO): peptidyl-tyrosine phosphorylation
Molecular function (GO): ATP binding; non-membrane spanning protein tyrosine kinase activity
Source: RefSeq, a predicted model, not a curated record